AUGUUCCGAUGGCUGCUGCUCACUCUGCUGCUGGAAGUGGGUGCCGAUGGGCCGCCGGCGAGCACCACGGGGACCUCCAGCAUAGCCAGCACCACGCUCCUUCCGACCACUACAACCACCACUGCAAGCACCACGACCACGAGCGGCACGACCACCACGACCACGACGGUGACGCUGCCAGCGCACUGCCAGCGGUUUUCAACCUUCACCUGCAGCACUUCGCCCGUGACGCCCGCGAGCACGGAGGUGAUGCUGGUGGAGGGCAGCGCCGCGAUGCCCGACUGGUAUUGCAACGGCCGCUGGGGUCGACUGGAGGUGAAGAAGGAUGGUGUUUGGGGUCAAGUCUGCCGUGAAUCCUUCGACCAUUUGGAUGCGCGUGUGAGUUGCCGGCAGAUGGGCUUCCAAGAUGGUUUUGCUCUCCGUGAAUACCACUACACUGGCCGGCUCAGCAUGUCAGCGAGCAGCAACCCCAUGCUGAUGGAUGGCCCUGCUUGCGUGGGCACAGAGAGUCGAAUCCAAGAUUGCCCCUCCUUCGGCGCCGCGGUCAGCACCACCUGCACCGCCGUGGGGGACCUGCGUGCGGCCGCGGGAGUGCUCUGCCUGGCCGAGCAGUUGUCCGAGAGCGAGCUGCGGGCGCGUUGCCCCAAGCUUCGGUUUAAAGCCAACGACCAGAAGAACAAGCCUACGCAUCCCAUGAGCGUCGUGACCAUCUUUCCGGGCAACAGCUACACCAGCGGCUUUGGAGGGACGGGCGUCUCGACCAGCGACGGAGGACUUGGAAACUACGCCGGGACGUAUCGGACCGAGGAUGAGAUACGAAGUGCUUGGAGCAACAUCGCCAGUGAUGAAGUGCCCAACAUGGGUGGACAUCAGUGGCGCUAUCCCUUUGCCACCAAGAGCUUCUGCUAUUCCAACUUCCUCACUGAGCUUGCGAUGGGCUAUUGCGAGUCCUACAUUCCUACCUCUGCACCCACUUCCUCCACCAGCAGCAGCACCACCACCAGUGUGGGCAACCCCUCAGAUGGCACCACACAGACGGCCAAUUUGGACACUACGCCUGGCGCGGGCACCACCUCCAAGACGGAUGGCCGGCGGCCGGGUUGGAUGUUCUUGCUGAGCCUCUUGGCCUUCGCAUGCUGGACCGCGACGGACUCGAGAAUCUGA
Durusdinium trenchii is the source of this 1164-nucleotide messenger RNA. The record is from the annotation of a GenBank genome assembly. NCBI's taxonomy places the organism in Eukaryota, Dinophyceae, Suessiales, Symbiodiniaceae.